Manihot esculenta (cassava) is the source of this 834-nucleotide messenger RNA. Its product is annotated as S-protein homolog 31. Lineage: Eukaryota; Viridiplantae; Streptophyta; Magnoliopsida; Malpighiales; Euphorbiaceae. The record is from RefSeq and is a predicted model, not a curated record. The transcript has a single exon. The coding region runs from base 225 to 650 and encodes 141 amino acids.
AUAAAGAAAAAAGAAAGGGGAGAAGAUUCACCAAACCAAAAUCAGACGCUGAUUUGGUAAAAAAAAAAAAAAAGAAAUUUUGGAAACCAAUCUAUACAGAUUUUAUCAAUCAAAAGGUUUCCAAACAAAGCUUACAAUGUUUUUUUUUAUAUAAGAUAUUUUUCAGACUUAAAAACAGCAGAAAUCAUUUCUCUCAGAAGUCACAACCUUCCGCUUCAAACGACAUGAAGAACAGCACUAAAAUCCUGCUCAUAGUUUGCCUUGCCAUUGGCAUCAUUUUCUUGUCUCUUUGCCAGCCUGACCACAUUCCAGGGAUCCAGUAUGAUGUUCGUGUCAUCAACGGCUUCACCAACAACUCAUCCCUCCCUCUAGUUAUUUGGUGUUCCUCCAACGGCGAUGAACUUGGCGGCCGUGCCCUCCAGGAAGGAGACGACUUCAGCUGGAGUCUCAGAACCACCAUCUGGGGCAACACUCAUUUCUUGUGUACCAUGAAAUGGGAUGAAAGGAGGAGACAGUUCGAUGCAUUUAAGGUUCCUAGGGAUAUUACUCGCUGCAGCCUCUUCAGGAAAUGUUCUUGGUUGGUGAGAGAAGAUGGGUUUUAUUUCAGUGAUGAUGAAGUGAAUUGGAAGAAAGAUUUCUCGUGGUUGUAGAGUUUUUGGUGUCCAUGUUUCAGUUUUGAAGCUCAUUGAUGAGCAGAGUAGCUGGCUUGUGGCCAUGCAUGGUAAAGGCUGGUCAGCAAAAUUAUAGUUGGAAGAGGGAACUCAGCUGUAAGACCAACUAAAUCUGGUUUGGUAUUAUUAAUGUUUAUUAUAUUUUCAUGUGUUUUAACGUCAA